AUGUUCCAAGGGACCCAAGAAACGACUAAGUUGCGAAAAAACGUAUUUUCUGGAGAAAGUAGUCUAAAUUAUCAACAAAUAAAUAUCGCACCUAAGAAAUCUUCAUCCGACUCUAAGAACAAUCAAUCAAAUAAAACAACGUGUAAAGUAAUCAAGAGAAGAAAUUCACAGAAAGACAAAGUUUGUAAUGAAUUUGUUAUUCCGGAACUGCCUAAGGGAAGACUGUUAGAAAUAAAGAUUCAUUCAAAUUGGGGAGAUAAAUUUUUAGUCGGCUUAAAUGGCAUUGAACUUUUUGACGUGGAUGGUGAAUUGGUAAAGGUAGAGAAGAUAUGGUCAGAUACAGAAACAGGUGAUUCGAAGCACAAUCGUGCUGAUAGCAUCGUCGAUGGCGUAGUGAGAACAAAGGAUGACAAGCACACUUGGUGUGUACCGGUGCCGAACACUGCACCAAUUGUUCUCAGUGUACUCCUGGCUAAGUGUACCAUUCUGGCUCUGCUCAGGAUCUGGAAUUACAACAAGUCCCGUAUUUAUUCAACUCGCGGUGUGCGUCUCGUUCAAAUCAAACUGGACGACCAAGUGGUAUUUCAAGGAGAAAUCGCGAGAUCCAGCGGGGAGCUCAAAGGCCUCCUGCCGACAUUCGGUGACACAAUUCUGUUUACAAAAGACCCGAAUGUAUUGGAACGGAUAAUGUUAAAUGACAAAAAUUUCCAAGCACUACUCAGAGAAAAUGAUCUCGUAAACGACUACUCCAGCAUAGUAGAAAAGCGACCUCCUACGGCUAACGAUAGUAAUAAUGUCAGUCCAUCUACUGAGGAACCUACGAUAGUAGAAGAGAAGGAGAUCAAAUAUGUGGCUAAAGUGAUUAAGCUGACCUUAAUGUCGAAUUGGGGGCAGACGCAUCUUAUAGGAUUAACGGGAAUAGAGGUUGUCAAAUAUAACCGACCUGUACAAGUGCACAGCGCGUGUGCAUAUUCUGCGUUUAUAAGCGACGAUAAAGUGGAGGAGUACAGCGCUUUAAUAGAUUGUAAAAAUCUCUUAAAUGGAAGUAACAUCACUACCCAUUUCGAUGAUAUGUGGUGCGCAAACUUCUCGCCCGGCUCCAAGUUUUGCCAUAUCGUUCUCGAAUUGAAAGAACCUACUGAAAUUUCCAGUGUCCGCGUAUGGAACUACAACGCGAACAUGGAGUUGUCGUACAUCGGUGCCAAGCACGUUCGCUUACACUUGGAUGGUAAUCCCCUAAAUUACCGACCUAUCCUCCUGCGAAGAGCGCCCGGUGACACGUGCUAUGAUUAUGUGCAGCAACUCGAGCUUGCCGCAAUUGACGACAGGUUACAUUUCAAUGUUUACCCUAAGAAUGUAAUGUGA
Messenger RNA from Parnassius mnemosyne (clouded apollo), 1365 nucleotides. NCBI's taxonomy places the organism in Eukaryota, Metazoa, Arthropoda, Insecta, Lepidoptera, Papilionidae. The record is from the annotation of a GenBank genome assembly.